Molecule: messenger RNA, 2851 nt
Organism: Sciurus carolinensis (gray squirrel)
Lineage: Eukaryota; Metazoa; Chordata; Mammalia; Rodentia; Sciuridae
Exons: 3
Coding region: 431-1513 (360 amino acids)
Source: RefSeq, a predicted model, not a curated record
GGAGCUGCAAAGAGAUAAGGUUUUUAAAACUGAGCUGUUAUGCAACACUGCCAUCUGCUGGAUUCAGGGAGAUUGCUUUCUAGAAGUUGCAGCUUCUCAAGUGAUUCUAGUGUGCAGCUGAGUUUGAGGAGCAACUUUGUAUACUCUUACUACUCAAAAUACAGUCAAAAGAACAUCAUCACUGAUUGUUUAAAGUACAGAACCUCAGUACCCUGUGAGACCUACUGACUCAGAAUCUGCCUUUUAACAAGACUGCCACAUGAUUUGCAAGAACACUAAAGUUUGAAAAACGCGAUAGUAUACAGACCACGUUUCCCAAAAGCUUUUCUAUGAGCAUAGCUCAUCUGCGGAUUUCUAAAAACUAACUAAUGAAGUACAUCACCUUCUGAUUCAGUGUCUGAAUCUGACCCUGAAUGGAGUCUUCUGAAUUAUGUGGAAUGCAUUGGAAUUACUAUGUACUUUAAGACCCCAGAGGUGGAUGGCAUUAAUUUUUAUAGUUAAACUCUUAGAGCUUAAGAGAACGGAUUGGGUGGAACAUGAACAAUCUGUACGUGGUACAAGGGCAGCUCCAAAGAAGGGAACUCAAGACCCUGAUAACGGAAACGCUAAGAGCAGUGGAAGCCAACGUGACGCCAGGAGGCUGCGGCGAAACCGCGCGAGCCACGCGGAGGGCACGGCAGCUGGAAGAAGGCCCGGCAAGGAGACCAGCGCCACGCAGCCGCCGCCGAGCAUGGACCUGGGGGCUUCCCGGGCAGGAACGGAGGGCUCUGCGGGUGCCAACGAGCUGGGGCGGCGGUCGCCAGCACCAGCGGCUGAGAACGGCGCGGCGAGGAAACCGGCCUCGGAGGCGUUGCCUGGUCACCCGCCGCGACGGCGCCAACCAAAGACCCCCUGGAAGGGACGGGCUCGCGGGGACCGACGCCCGGCCCUCCGCCCUGCCGGGCGGGCUUUCAGAGCCCGCGGGAGGAGGUCGGGUCUCCCGGACAGGUUCUCUCCGCCUCCUCCGCGGCCCGCCGGACUUCAGACGCCGCAGACCCGGGCGGGACUCCGGGGAGCGUCCCAAACGCAGACGUGCAGGGGGCGCGUCCCCUUGAAGGGCCGCUGUGCUGCCCUGGGGACGAACACGAGAAGACACCGGUUUGAAACAAAAGCGGACGCGGGGCUUGAGAGAAGCUGGGUGGGGAAGCCCUUACCUCAUGGCGGCUGGGCUCGGCGGGCCGUCUGGGCGGUGGUGCCUCGCGCUCGCUCCGCAGCCCCCGGCACCCCUGCUGUGGCGGCCGGCGGGAGGCGUGUGCGCGUGCGCGCGCUUCCCGCCCGGCGUGGGCAGCGCGGGGACUCGGCCGCGCGCAGGUCUUUGUUGAAGGCGGGUCCCGACUGGAAACCGAAUCUGAUCGCCCCGGGCGCCGGAGAUCAGCUCCGGAAAACGAAACUGAACGCGAGCGCGGAGGAGCCGCGGCAAAACCUUUGCAGAGCGGUGAUGGAUCGUCCUGAGUGGAACUUGCGGCAGGACUAAUGCUGUUUGGUCUUGCGGCUGACCUGCCUUGCUGAAUUCAUGGGCUUCUCGGUUAACUGUUUAAUUUUUAUUUAUUUUUAUUAUUUUUUUUAAACAAAAAUCACAGGAGAUUGUUCAGCGUUGGUUUUUGUUGUAAUUGUGGCAAGGAUGCUCUUUCCAGCUUUCUACCACCCGAGUGAAACUGAAGUCUCUGCUUCCAUUCCUGUCUUUUGAUUCAGCCAGCAACACGCAACGCUGUACACCUGUGUUUUUACUUGGUAUAUUUAAAGCAGAAAAACUUUGUCUUCAAAAUGCACAUACAGAGCUGGGGUUGUGGCUAAGCGGCGGAGCGCUUGCCCAGCAUGUGUGAGGCACUGGGUUCGAUUCUCAGCACCACAUAUAAAUAAAUAAAUAAAAAAGGUCCCUCAACAACUAAAAAAAAUUUUAAAUUCAUAUACAUUUUAAGCUUUACACAGAGGUGUGUACGUUUCCAGCCACAGUUGUAUGACUGUUUUUCUUCUGUGCCUUUGCAGUGACGCUUGUGUAAUAAGGUCCCAAUAAAGACAAGGGAUGGGGGUUGAAAUGGGAACCUGAGCAGAAAAUAAGAAAUUCCCAUACAUUAAGAUUUUUGUGCUCUUUGGAUUCAAACAUUCAUUCAUUCAACAAAUUUUAUUGAACAACUGCUAAGAGCCAGACUUGGAUCAAAGUACUAUCAAUACAGCAAUAAAAUAUAAGAGGCCAGUGCCUUCAUGGAGUUCAUUUCUGGUGUGGGGAGAUAAACAUAAUAAGCAAAGUCUAUUAAAUGUCGGUGCUACAGAAAAAGUCUAGCAUAUAGAGGGUUGGGGUGUAGAAUGUUUUGUAAGCAUGGUGGUGAGAGAAGAUUUCACUGAGAAAGUAGUACAUUGCACAAAGAUCUGAAGGGGAGGAAGGAGUGAGCACUGUGGGUAUGGAACUGGAGAAAAGUAUUACAGGUAGAGAAAAAGGUAGGUGCGAAGUCCCUCAGGUGGGAACAUCCUUGGCAAACAUAAACUUUGUGGUCCUAGGGGAGCCAGUUGGGGUAAGUCACAAGAAAUGAGGUCAGAAAGAGAACAUGGGUGUGGAGGGCCUGCAGGUUAGAGUCAUACUUAAGUCUGAAACCAAAUUUUAGAAAAGGUACUCAGAUUUAUUUUGCAUUGAAAAAUAAAUCCAGAAUUUCCUUCUUACCGAGAUUGUAGAAAAAUUUGAUAGAGCUCCGAUAUUUGAAGUUUUCCAGUACAUUGAUCAUUUUCUUCCCCUUCUGUGUUCCUACUUCUUCCCCUACCCUUCUCUUAGCUGUAUGUGGGCUAAGAAACAGUCUUUGUUUAUAAAAUAUCAAGGGAA